AUGGCCGCCAAAGGAACGCAACUGGCGUCGAAAACCAAAGAUGCUACCAACGCGGGCACCCCGAAUCAAACUCUGUACCUCAAGAACCUGAACGAGAAGGUCAACAAGAACGAGCUCAAACGGGCAUUGUAUAUGCUCUUCUCCACCUACGGCCCAGUCCUAGACAUCGUCACGACCCGAGUCGGGACCAAAGGCCAGAACAUGCGCGGCCAGGCACACAUUGUCUACCGCGACAUCCAAACCAGUACUCAAGCGAUGCGUGCGCUGCAAGGGUUCGAUCUAUUCGGCAAGGAGAUGGUGAUAGUGUAUGGCAAAGGACAGUCGCAAAUCAUUCCGAAACUACGGGGUACCUUUGAACCUCCUCCUACUGCUGCAGUCUCCAUGCCCGAGACCACAGAAUUACAGAAAUCAAUAUUCAAUGCGCCACCUUCAGCAAAUUCUAGUCACACUGUUGAGAAUGGUCUAAACCCCGCGGAGAGGACAGAUGGCGCGCCACACGGAACGAAAAGGACUCGAGACGAAGAGGAAGAGGAGGAAGAAAAUGAAGUAUCGAUGGAUGAAGACGAGGACGAUGCCCCCAUGGAGGAGGACGAGGAUGACUGA
Messenger RNA from Capronia coronata CBS 617.96, 603 nucleotides. RefSeq lists its product as uncharacterized. Gene Ontology annotation, biological process: mRNA splicing, via spliceosome. The transcript is spliced from 3 exons. Gene Ontology annotation, cellular component: U12-type spliceosomal complex. Bases 1 to 603 code for a protein of 200 amino acids. Gene Ontology annotation, molecular function: pre-mRNA intronic binding; U12 snRNA binding. The record is from RefSeq and is a predicted model, not a curated record. NCBI's taxonomy places the organism in Eukaryota, Fungi, Ascomycota, Eurotiomycetes, Chaetothyriales, Herpotrichiellaceae.